This is a messenger RNA of Phoenix dactylifera (date palm), 900 nucleotides long. RefSeq lists its product as uncharacterized. Lineage: Eukaryota; Viridiplantae; Streptophyta; Magnoliopsida; Arecales; Arecaceae. The record is from RefSeq and is a predicted model, not a curated record.
AUGUCAGUUGAUUGUAAUUGGAUGUACCACCGACUUAGUGAAAAUGGUUAUAUAAGAGCUGAGUUCUGUGAUGGAGUUAAAGGGUUCCUUGAGUUUGCAUUUACUCAGUUAGAGUAUUGUAGUGGUGAUAAGAUUAGAUGCCCUUGUAUAAGAUGUGACAACCAGAAAUUUCUUAACCGUGAUACGGUCAAUGUUCAUCUGUUGAGAAAGGGGUUUACACCGGGGUAUUCAACAUGGUUUGCACAUGGGGAGUUACUUGGUGCAGUUGCUCUUGUAAGUACAAGUGCAGUAGAAGCAUCGACAUCAAUGGAUGUUGGUUGUGAACAUGGUCAGCAAUAUAGAACCAUGGUGAUGGAAGCUAUGGGUCCAGAAGAGGAACUUCAUUUGAGGAGUGUACUUGAAGUUAAUCAUGAGGAAGAGCCAAACAAGGAUGCUGCAGAUUUUUAUUCUUUGUUGAAAAAUGCAGAAGUACCUUUGUGGAAAGGGUGUAAAAAACACUCUAAGUUAUAUGCUAUUAGUCAAUUAUUAAAUUGCAAGUCUGAAUUUAAUAUGAGUAUAUCUUGCUAUGAUCGAAUCAUGAAAAUAGUGAAGAAUAUGUUGCUGGAAAGUGAGAAGUUGCCCCCUGAUUUCUAUCAAUCAAAGAAGAUGCUUCGAAAGUUGGGAUUGGAGUAUACAAGUAUUAAUGUUUGUGAGAAUAAUUAUAUGCUAUUCUAUAAGGAAACAGAGAAUUUGAUUGAGUGUACUAUUUGUGGUCAUCUUCGAUAUAAACUUAGAAGAAAUGAUGGUGGUGGUAGGAGAAAAGAUAUUCCUUAUAUAAGGUUGCGAUAUCUUCUAAUAACACCAAGACUUCAGAGGCUUUUUAUGUCAAGCAGAAUAGCUGAAAAUAUGUCAUGCAUGUGA